AUGGAUGCAUUACAGUGGCAUGCACAUACCUUUGAUUCCUCAAGUCUUGAUGAUAGCGACUGGGACUCAGACACAACUAAUGACUCAUAUCAGUCAGAUUUGGACUUUCGAUCACAUCUUCAUAGAUCUCCUUCGAUUGAUUCUACUGAUUCUUCUGGCCCUGCGCAAUAUUGGUUGGAUGCCUUCUUAGAAUUGGCAGUGGCACCAGAAGAUCUACCCGAUGCCUAUGAAUUGGCCAUGACCCCUGAGGACUUCAUCUCAUCAGACCCGGAAUCAGAAAGUUCGAAAACAGAAUAUGACGACGAAGAACUACUCAUAUUGAAUAGUCCCGAUGCACUCUAUCAGCUUUUUCUCAAGGACAAGCUACAAGUCCAAAUCAGUGCCUCAAAGCAGUGGGAACUUUUGUGUCCGGACUGUGCAGAGUGGUGUCAGACUGGCAUACACUCGGGCAUCAACUUAUGGAUAUCCGGACAAACCCCUCCUAUGGAGGUCACCAUGACCUCAGCCCCUAUCCCGCCAUAUGCACCGUCUUGGAAAGACUUACCGACUCAACGGAGACUCAUAGAGACGCCUAGAACGGCCUGGAUGCCGUUAGAUGACCUAGACCAGCCUGGGCUACAUCUGGACGGACCUAGAUGGUCCUCGACCCGGAUCAUGGAGAAGCUCUGCUUCAUGGUCAGAAGAGAAGCCGCAUGCCGCAGCAUGCGCAGUUAA
Molecule: messenger RNA, 714 nt
Organism: Suillus plorans
Lineage: Eukaryota; Fungi; Basidiomycota; Agaricomycetes; Boletales; Suillaceae
Exons: 2
Coding region: 1-714 (237 amino acids)
Source: RefSeq, a predicted model, not a curated record